UGAUUGUUUUGUGCAAAACGAUAAUAAAUUAUAAAAAAAUCUUUUUAAAAAUAUUAUAAAGGACACAAUAAUCUAUUUGGUACCAGUUAUGAAAGACCAGAUAUUUUGAUAACGAGGAGCUGGGAAAAGCCCAUAGUAUAAUCCAGCCGGCUUCAAAAUGACUUCGAUUAUUAAGUUGCACUGCCUCUCAGGGGCUGGUAAUGAGGCUCCACCAUGCUAUGUACUACAGAUAGAUGAAUUUAAAUUCCUCUUAGACUGCGGAUGGGAUGAAAACUUCGAUAUGGACUUCAUAAAAGAACUUAAAAGACACAUAAAUACAAUAGACGCAGUCCUAAUAUCACAUUCGGACCCCAUUCACCUUGGAGCCCUACCAUAUGCAGUUGGAAAACUUGGUCUCAACUGUCCGAUAUAUGCCACCCUACCGGUCUACAAGAUGGGUCAAAUGUUCAUGUAUGAUUUGUACCAGGCACAUAGGAAUGUAUCAGAGUUCGAUCUGUUUACGUUGGAUGAUGUUGAUGCUGCCUUCGAUAGAAUUGUGCAGUUGAAGUAUAAUCAGAGUAUUGAUAUGAAAGGAAAAGGCUUAGGACUUCGUAUAACACCGUUGCCGGCUGGCCACUCCCUCGGUGGCACAGUAUGGCGUAUCGCAGCUCCAGGGGAAGAAGACAUAGUGUAUGCUCCUGACUUCAAUCAUAAGAAAGAAAGACAUUUAAACGGAUGUGAGAUUGAGAGACUUAUGAGACCAUCUCUGAUGCUGCUCGGAGCAAUGAAUGCUGACUAUGUGCAGCAAAGGAGACGAUUGAGAGAUGAAAAGCUUAUGACAACGAUCUUGACAACACUGCGGGGUGGUGGCUGUGUACUGGUCUGUACUGACACUGCGGGCCGAGUAUUAGAGCUGGCGCACAUGUUGGACCAACUCUGGAGGAACAAGGACUCCGGGCUAGUCGCAUACUCGUUACUACUCCUCUCCAACGUCAGCUACAAUGUUGUGGAGUUUGCCAAGUCUCAGAUAGAAUGGAUGAGUGACAAGUUGACCAGAGCAUUUGAGGGAGCUCGCAGCAAUCCAUUUGCCCUCCGUCACCUUCAACUAUGUCACUCAGUCGGUGAGGUCAGCCGUACUCCGGGGCCCAAGGUCGUAUUAGCUUCCUUCCCAGACUUGGAGUGUGGAUUCGCGAGGGAUCUGUUCCUUUUAUGGGCUCCGAAUCCUCAGAACUCCAUUGUUUUGACGGCUCGGUCCUCUCCAGGCACCUUAGCACGCGAUCUUAUAGAGAAAGGCGGCGACCGCACCAUAGAACUGAACGUGCGACGCCGCGUCAGACUGGAGGGCGCUGAACUCGAGGAGUACAUGCAGAACCAGAGGGUCAAACUCAAUAAUACUGUCAAAGAAGAAACAGCGGGUAUAUCAUCAGAUUCGGACUCCGACGGGGAGCUGGAGAUGUGGGUGGUGACGGGUAAGCACGACAUACCCGUCCGACACGACGUCCGCGCCGCCGGCUGCUUCAAGACCAACAAGCGGCACCACGCCAUGUACCCCUUCCAUGAGGAACGGACCAGGGCCGAUGAUUAUGGGGAGAUGAUUAAGCCUGAAGACUACAGACUGGCUGAAAUUGUGGAUGCAGAAGGCGAGAUCAGAGACGUACCUCCCGCCCCGCCACCGAAACAGGAGCCUGAUGAGGAGAUGACAGAGAUACCAAGCAAAUGUGUAUCGUCGAUGCGUCAGGUACAGAUCAAGGCGAACAUUCAGUAUAUCGAGCUGGAGGGUCGUUGCGAUGGAGAGUCUUUAUUACGCGUCGUCACGCAGGCCAAGCCGCGCGCCAUCGUUGGUCUUAGAGCUAACCCCGGAGCCCUGUUGACUCUUAAGAAGCACUGCGAAGCUGAAGGUAUUGAGAAGAUCUACAUUCCGUCUGUCGGCGACAUCAUUGACGCAACCACAGAGUCUCAUAUCUACCAAGUCAAGUUGACAGAUAGCUUGAUGUCAGGCCUGGCGUGGCGGUCUGCCGGGGACACGGAGCUGGCCUGGCUCUCCGCUGUAGUCACACCCAGGGCCCACCAACGGGAGAACACUACUACCUCGGAAGAAGCAACGUCGGACGUGUCAAUGUGCCUGGAGGCGGCGCCGGGCGGGGCGCACUCGGCGUCCUUCAUUAACUCGGUCCGACUCUCGGAGCUCCGCGCCGCGCUCUCCAAGCUCGGCCUGUCCACCGAGUUCACUGCGGGAGCCCUAGAAUGCUGUAAUGGAACUCUUGCUAUACGCCGAUUGGAAAAUGGUCGAGUAGCACUGGAAGGUGUCCUAUCAGAAGAGUACUACAAAGUGAGGGAACUCCUGUAUGAACAGUUCGCUAUAGUCUGAUACUUGAGUAUUCAUACGUUACUGAUAGCUAUUUUGCUGUUUCGGUAACUGUAUUGUAAAUAUUUUGUUACACAUUUUAAGCAAUAAAAUAAAUGAAGAAAGGUG
Messenger RNA from Spodoptera exigua (beet armyworm), 2452 nucleotides. The record is from the annotation of a GenBank genome assembly. NCBI's taxonomy places the organism in Eukaryota, Metazoa, Arthropoda, Insecta, Lepidoptera, Noctuidae.